Molecule: messenger RNA, 5142 nt
Organism: Branchiostoma floridae (Florida lancelet)
Lineage: Eukaryota; Metazoa; Chordata; Leptocardii; Amphioxiformes; Branchiostomatidae
Product: myosin-11-like
Exons: 40
Biological process (GO): intermediate filament organization
Cellular component (GO): intermediate filament; cytoplasm
Molecular function (GO): structural constituent of cytoskeleton
Source: RefSeq, a predicted model, not a curated record
ACAAGAAGGUACUUAUAGUGGCCACAUCGCGUGCUGCGCCCCACAAGACCUCCACCAUUCCAGCCGAGUCCUCUGCUGUGUACGACCGUAAAAGAUCCAGAGAGCAAGCCAAGAUGACUACGAGUUACUCCACGGCGACUCUCUCCAGCGGAAUGGCGAACAUAAAGCUCGGCUCAGGCGGCGUCUUCUCCCAAACGUCGUCCAGCGGGGGUAGCGGUACCCUCCGGUCCUCGUGGAGCUUGGGCGGGCGGCAGAGCACUGGCGGCGGCGGGCUCACCGCUUCCUCCGGCGCGCUGGUCCCGGUCCAACAACAGCGCUCGUCCUACACCACCUACAGCUAUGGCCCCAGCCCGAGCGCCGGCGUCAACUUCAACGCCACCGAGAAGGUAGAGAUGCAAGGGCUGAACGACCGUCUGGGCCGCUACAUCGCUAAAGUCCGCUCCCUAGAAGAAGCCAACCGCCAGCUGCAGAUCAAGAUCAACGAGGCGUCCGCCGAGGUGGUCCAGGACGACGGCAUCGACUGGGCGGCGGAGCUGACGGCGGCUCGGGAGGCGCUCCUCGCCGCCAACCUGGACCGGGCCCGCGUGGAGAUCGCCAGGGACUCGGUACUGCUGGAGGUGAACCAGUGGAGGGAGAAGAUUGAGGGUGUUAUGGAACAGAGAGCCGCAUUGGAAGAUGAGGUCAACAUGCUGAAAAGGGAGCAGGAGGAGCUGGCUAUGGAGAAGGUUGACCUGGAGGGUCAGAUCGAGGGCGCGCAGGGCGAGCUGGACUUCCUGAAACAGAUCCACAAGCAGGAGGUGGCCGAGCUGAAGGAACGCAUCAAGGCGUCUGGGAACGUCGAGAUUGAGAUGAAGAUGGAGACAGUUGACCUGAAUGCCGCCCUGAAGGCGAUCCGUGAGCAGUAUGAGGAGAUAGCCCGCCGGAAUCGAGCAGAUGUGGAAAAGGCCUUCCAGGAUAAGGUCUCAGCAGUAAAGGUGGAGCAGGCGCAGAGUAACGAGGCUCUCACUCUGGUCAAGUCGGAGAUCAACGAAAUCCGCCGGACUCUGACGGGUCUGCAAGCCGAGCUGGAGGCUCUCAAGGCUCAGCAAGCGGCCAUCUUGGAUUCCAUCGCCUGCGCAGAGCGGGACAACGCCAUGGCCAUGGAGGCGAAGAUGGAGAUCAUCUCCAGUCUGACCGGCGAGGUGGCCCGCCUGAAGUCCGACAUGGAGCGCGUGCUGAAGGAGUACGGGGAGCUCAUGAACAUCAAGCUGGCUCUAGAGUCUGAGAUCAACCAGUACAACUCCCUGCUGUCAGGGGAGGAGACCAGACUAUGAGAUACUAUGGUGUCGGCUAGCAGCGCCAGCUUCAGCAGCGGAGGCUUCUCCUCGCAGACGACCCGAAGAGGAGGCGGUGGAAGCUUCGCCGGCGGCCGUGGAGGCGACGGACUGGCCCGGUCCCGAGCCGGGUACGUCUACGGCGGGGGGAUGAGUGUAGACGAGAUGGAGGUCUCCCUGGGAGAGUUGAGCCGUACCGGAGAGAUCCGAGCAGGGGAGAAGAAAGAGCUGAUGGCCCUCAACACCCGCCUGGCCAGCUUCCUCGGCAAGGUCCGCAUGCUGGAGGAACAGAACAGGAUGCUGCAGGCUCAGUGCGACUCGUCGGCCGGUGGUGGCGCGGGAGGAAUGGUCUCGGAGUUACCGGACAUGUGGGAGAGGGAGAUGCAGGCGCUCAGGCAGCAGCUGGAGGCACUGACCACCGAGAAGUCACGACUGGACAUCCAGGUGGACAACUACGAGGGAGAGAUCAACCAGCUCAACAACAGGCUGGACAAUGCUGACCAGAUCAUCAACGAUCUUGAAGUGGAACUGAAGAAUACUCGGAAGGAACUGGACGAUGCCUCUCUCGUCAGGCUUGACCUGGAGAGUAAGUUGGAGAUCGCCAAGUCUGAGAUCACCUUCCUCAAUGAGUUCCACGAGCAGCAAAUCCGGGAGCUUCAGGAGCAGCUCGCCCAGCUGCGGAGCGCGCGCGGAGGCGGUGGAGGCGGCGGCGGCCAGCUGGCCCUCACAGGGGGAGGCGGCGGCGGAGGCUUCGACUACGCCGACCUGCUGGAGACCAUGCGGCAGGAGUACGAGGCUCUGAUGGCCAAGAACAAGGAGGAUGCCGAGAGAUAUGCUCAGAGCCAGAUCCAGGAGGUGAAGAAGGGUGCAGGGGCGACCGACGCUGCCCUAAACAUGUCCAAGCAGGAGUUGGGAGAGUACCGCUCCAAAUGCCGCAAUCUGGAGAUGCAGAUCGAACAGCUGAAGGCCAGGAUUGCCAUGCUGGAGAAGCAAGCAGCGGAGGUUGAGGAUCGUCACGAGCGCGAGAUCGCCGGCAAGGACGAGAGGAUCGCCAACUUCGAGGCCAUGAUCAACGAGCUGAAGUCCAAGCUGGGCGACAGUCUGAAGGAGUACCAGGACCUCAUGACCGUCAAGCUGGCCCUCGACAUGGAGAUCUCCGCCUACCGCAAGCUGCUGGACGGUGUUGGUGACUUUGACAUUGCGGGUGGAGAUUUCUCCUCUUCCUCUAUGUCAAUGUCGCAAACCACGCAGUCUUCGUCAGGAUUCGGUGCCGGGGGUGGUGCCGGGGGUGGUGCCCGUGGGGGUGCCGGAGGUGCCGGAGGCGGAUUCGGUGCUGGUGGCGCUGGCGGCGCCGGUGGUGCCGGUGUGUCGGUUUCAUCUUCGAGCUCCUCGGUCGCUGUUGGUGCCUCGCGUGGUGCCGCUAGUGCCGCAAGUGUGUCUGGUGGAGGCGCGAGCUCAAAGGAGUUGGAUGACUUGAGGGCUAAACUGAAGGCGAUGGAGGCAGAGAAAUCCAAGAUGGCGGGUGAACUGAAGUCUGCUCAACAAAAGAACAAGAGACAGAGCUCGGCCGCUGCCGCGAGCUCGCAACAGACCACCAAACUGGAGGGCGAACUGAGGGGGAAGGACAAGGAGAUCGGUGACCUGCGAGCUGAGCUGGACAAACUGCGAGCACAGCUGCAAAAUGCGUCCCAGCAGCAGAGCGCCGCCAUGGAGGCACAGGUCGGCAAGCUGGAGGGCGAGCUGGGGUCUCUACGGGGCGAGCUGUCAGCCAAGGCUAAGGAAUACCAGGAUCUGCUGAAUGCUAAGCUGAUGUUAGAGAAGACUCUUCGUGAAGCUGAAGACAGGCACAGGAUGGAGCUACAGGCCCGGGAUGACGCACUGCGUGACUACUCGAGAAAGCUGGAGAGGGAGAAGAACGAGCAGAUCGCCCGACUGGAGCUGGACCUGAGGGAGCUCCGUGCGGAGAUGGACGCCAAACUGGCCAACUACAACGACCUGAUGAACGCCAAGCUGGCGCUGGAGAAGACGCUGAGGGAGACAGAGGACAGGUACCAGAACGAGCUGCGGGACUCCAAGGCCAUGAUAUCGCAGCUGGAAGUCCAGGCGAGCGGCGCGUCUGCGGCGGCGGACCUGGAGGCCCAGCUGGCCCGCCUGCGUGCAGAGUUCGAUGCCUGCAAGUCGGAGCGCGACCAGUGCUUCAUGGACCGCGACAGCCUGCGGGCCCAGGUUGAUGCCGCAGCAGCUGGUGCUGGAAGGAGAUACACUAGCGGUAGAGGCGGUGCCGGUGGUGCCGGCGGUGCUGGAGCCUCGUUCUCGUCCAGCACAGUCGUGGAACAAUCGAGCGUGGUACAGGAAGUUUCCGAAGCAACGACGGUGAUCAAAGAAACUAUCGUGGAAGAAAGUACCGCUGAAGGCGAGAAGCUACACUUUGAAUUUCAUAGCGAGGAACUGGAUUUGUCUGUCUAUGGUCCUCCGGUUAGCCCUAUUCCGCCAGAUAGUCCUGCGGGGCUGGUUUUAAGUUCCUCUGUUGGAAGUUCCCGUGGGGCCAGUUAUGGUGCCAGUGGAGCUAUUUCAACUACAACUGCCGCCUCUAGUGGUGCAGUAGUUGAGAGUUCCCGUGGUGCCAGCUAUGGUGCCAGUGGAUCAGUUUCAACUACAUCUUCCGUCACUAGCGCCUCUGGUGCCAUUCAAGGUGCCAGUGGGGCCAUUUCAACUUCCACCUCCACCACUAGUGGUGCCUUUGGUGCCGGUGGUGCCUCGGGUGCCGCGUCGAGUUCCAUGUCUGGAGCAAGCGAGGAAAGCAGGAGGAAGAGUGGGUUCAUCAGGAUGACCUUCAAGGCUGACGACAUCCGCACCAUCCUCAUGCGCUACGCCUUCCACAUGACCUUCCGCCUGUCCAACAUGGCGCUGACCGAGCGUGGCGGCAAGCUCUACCUGGAGGAGAAGAAGGCUGAUAUCACUGAUGACCAGCUGUGGAAUCUGAAGGACGACACCAUCAUCAGCAAAUCCAGCAGCAUGGCGCUGGAAGUGACUGGAGGAUCCGCAAGGAAGAACGCAGAAAUCAAACUGGCGAAAACAUCAGGGUCUGCAGCUCAAAAGUGGGGGAUUGGCGCGGAUGGCCUCCUGACGACCGAGCUCGGCGACCUGGUUCUAGACGUGAAGGACAACAAGCUGGUGCUGAACGACCGCGACAAGCUGAGCCGCCAGGACUGGGACCUGCAGAUCCACCAGUAAAACCUUCCCAUCACGCACAGCGACGAUCCCAGCAGUCACCGCGGCUAGUCACGUGACUAGAGAAACCUACCAUAGGUCAUAGGUCAUACGUUAGAAAGCAAAAUUGUCGCCAUUAGAUCUAACAAUAGGUUUUUUUGGACCUUCAUAAAAAGUCAUAAGCAUAAGGUGAAUCUUAUGGGGGGCAUAGGAAAACUAUCAAGUUAAAAGGUGUAAGAAUUAUGCAAGCAAAGUAUUAAAAGUGGGAAGAUUUUGGACCAGUAGUUGCUGUGUUAUUUCGGUGAUGACCUGCAGAUAUGUUGCUAUGUUUUAUCUAUAUUCUACAGCAUAUUACUUAAAAAUGUAGACUGUUUUUAAGAUUUCAUAUGGUGCGAAUUCGAAUUCGGUGAUAUGCUCGAAAAUAUAAUUGAGAAUGAAACAAUUUGAUUAAAUCUGACAAAGCUGUGGUGUCAUCAGAUAUUUUUGUCAUUGUUGCUAAUGAAGCACAUGUUAAGAUAUAGCAAUCAUCAUGACCACGAUGUGUUUUAGCAGAGAAGAUGAUACGUGCAUUUUAAGCACUCAUUUCAGAUUGGAUAGCAAUAAAAGAUGGUUACGGGAA